AUUCAACCCACAGCGCAGCAAGAAGUUGAGCUCUGUUUCCACUCGACUGGUGUAUGAGAUCUCAAAAGCAAUCCACUCAGAGUACAGAAAUGCUGAAGGCAGAAACUAUGAAGUCCUUAUUUGGCCUCUUGGUGUUGGUGUUGGCGUUGGUGAAGGUGCAUCCUGCUGCAGCCAUGGAUGUGCAGUUCCAUGUUCUACCUGGCUGUACUGGUGGCCUGGGUGUGACAUGCACCAACCUCACUGCAGGCACCUGCUGCUCUAAUGUUGCCCCUACACUCCUGUCGUCGGUGCAGUUUACAUACGACGCCCCUAUGACCUGUUACAGCGACGUUGUCUAUAAAGGCGGCCAAUGCACCACCCAAGCAGGCACAUCCGCGGGCAACGCUUGCCUCAAUGGAGCCUUUACAGGUGCCAAAUGGUUGAAUACCUGUCGCAGGCGUCGCGCGCUUCUGGGCGAUGGCCCUGAAGAGACGUCGACUAAGUGCACAAGUCUGAGCAAGCCCAAUACUCUAUUCUACAAAGACCAUGAAUCCAAAGGCACUUAUGUUAUCAAGAUGUCAGACGUUACCGAUCUCUUGUUGGCUCUUCAAGGUGUGCCUGAUGCGGAGAAAGUCGCCUGGCUGACAGCACAAGGAGCAAUUUACGAGUCCAUGACACAGGUCGAGAACUGAACGUGCGCGACAGUUCUGCGUUGGUGCCAUCAGCUCGAACUAUGUACUCUCCACCGAAAUAAAGCCCUGCAGCUUAAGGCCUGAAAAAAGGGUGACCCGAUUGUGUAUAGAUCUCGAUCCAUUCUAAUGAUAUUAGAAAGUCAAGAUCUAGAAAAUGUAUGUCACUUAGAUGACGGCAAUAAUUUUGAAGAAAGAAGCGCUUCGAUUGAAUCGUCGAAGGCGCAACACAGUUCUGCUUAGGUGGCAUUAGCUUGCACUGUGUUUUCUCCAUCGAAAUAAAGGCUUGCAUCUUUAGCCGUG
Messenger RNA from Marchantia polymorpha subsp. ruderalis, 971 nucleotides. The record is from the annotation of a GenBank genome assembly. NCBI's taxonomy places the organism in Eukaryota, Viridiplantae, Streptophyta, Marchantiopsida, Marchantiales, Marchantiaceae.